AUGUCAAAGAAGGAUAUUGAAGGGACCAAUAAGAAGAGGACGCGAUCCAGAUUUGGGUGUCACAGGUGUAAGAGGUUGAAAGUGAAGUGUGAUGAGAUGAGGCCUUCAUGCUCUGCGUGUGUCAAAAGCGGUAAGGAGUGUGACUACUCUAUAAAAUUGACAUGGGGAGGACGGCCCUUUAAGAAGCCGAAGACGAAUAACCUUGCCAAUGGCACUAUUGAUUCUACGGAGUCGAUGUCGUCAGUGGGCACUUUUGAGACUAAGCAACCAGGCAUUGACGAUCUCGAGCCCUUAGAGAAGGAUCGUGUUGAAUCAUCAUCUCCAGGCAAUGGGCGAUACGUGUCUCUCGACGAUGAUCAUCGAAGAGACGACUUCAUGGUGGCGUUCAAAGAUAUGCAGACACCAAACGAAUUGGCUAAGCAGUUCUUGAACGAUUCCUUAUUACCCGAGCUCAACGAGUUCAACCACCUGAUAUUCCACGAGGAUACAGAUUCAUCCCCGGAGAACCUCACAAUAAUGGAAACAUCGCAUAUCUUUUCAGGUGAAGCGUCCCAUCAACUGCCAAUGUUGACGAAGCCGAAGUUCACAGGGUUUGAAAUCAUCCCAGAGGUCAUCAGCCCAUUGCCCGAUAUACUACUGCACAAUGACCUCUACAAAGAGCAUUAUCACAAGUAUGUUGAGAUAUACUCAAAGCUUCUGUGCCCUGCAGCUCCGAGAACGUAUACCGAUAACCCAUUCACAUGCCUACUACCUCGCUUAUCUCUGAGUUCUGGGUCCGAUGGCUUGCUAGCAAUGCUCAUAAGCUUCAGUCUUGCACAGGAUGCAACCCACAAGGGAGAUCCGUAUCCUAUGGAUACCGUUGGACUGCUGCUGAACAGAGCACUGGAUGACUUGUACAGACGUCUAACUGAUCCACAGGAGGCAAACUCGGAUUAUACAUUGUGUUUAAUCCUUGUAUUGUCGUGCUUUGAAAUCAUAUGUGACAGAAACCCCCAUGGAUGGAGAGCCCACUACUAUGGUGCAAGAAAGAUCAUCUUCUCUCGAGGAUUACUCAGGGCUACAACGUCCAUGAUGUCAGAGAGAAAGCGUGUGGCCUACGUAAAAGGGUCGGAAGCAGACCUUGAGUUCUUCUUCCAACGGUGGUUUGCAUAUCUGGACGUUAUCGGCUCGUUAUCAUCAGCGUCUUCAGCGUACUCUUCAAAUAGACCUACAAACAUUAUAUGGGAGUGUCCUGUGCCUACACGGGAAGAUAGGGAGAAAUUGACCGAUAUUGACCCAUUCACAGGCUUUGACAUGCGUCUAUUGGAGUAUUUCUCAUACGUUGUUAACCUCGUCCAUCAACGCGAGACAUCUGGUACUGUUGAUGGUGAAACUCUACCGUUAGACCUGAUUCAGAAGGCACUCGAGGUGAAAGAGAGACUGUUGAACUACCUCAAGGAGACCGAGGCUGAUCGUGAUGCAAUCGAAAGAACCUUACAAGAGGAUGCAUAUAACGUCUUGAACGAACAACUCGAAGACUAUAGGCUAUUACGUGCUACUAACAGGGUCUUCGCACUGUCAUGUGUUCUCCAGAUCUAUCGUCGUGUGUUGCUGAUGCCUCGUGAUACAACUUUGGUUCAGAACCUCGUAAGCGAAAUCAUUGCUUCGAUAAGAAACCAGAUUCCACAGCAGCAGCCAGCAGCCUGUUGCACGUUCUUUUCUCUAUUCAGUUCUGGCUGUGAGGCAUUGGCUGAUGAAGAUCGGUUGUUCUACUUAGCACGUAUCGAUGCACUCAUUAACGUUGGCAUAAGAAAUGCAAUGGUUGCCAAAGACGUCAUGCUAGAAUCUUGGGAAACUGGAAAGUACUGGGCUGACAUCCUCAGUGAACGAGGAAUGGAUAUUAUCUUUGUCUAA
Molecule: messenger RNA, 1893 nt
Organism: Williopsis jadinii
Lineage: Eukaryota; Fungi; Ascomycota; Saccharomycetes; Phaffomycetales; Wickerhamomycetaceae
Exons: 2
Coding region: 1-1893 (630 amino acids)
Biological process (GO): positive regulation of transcription by RNA polymerase II
Cellular component (GO): nucleus
Molecular function (GO): DNA-binding transcription factor activity, RNA polymerase II-specific; transcription cis-regulatory region binding; zinc ion binding
Source: RefSeq, a predicted model, not a curated record